AUGGAUGUUGAUUCAAUUUGCGGGCAAAUAUCCAGUGGACUCAUUCCUCAAACCCAUGACCUUAUUCGAAUCUGGACCUAUGCAGGUUACAGUACCUUGGAGGUUGAACAAAAAGUCGCACUACUAACGAAAUCCUGCAGAGCAGCCUUUGAUGAAUUUAUCAAAUUGGAGAAUAAGUUACUCUUUGAAUUAAAUGCAAAGAUCGAUGCACAGCGUCAAAUCGUUGCCGAAUCCUGUACUAUUCUUGGACUUCCUCCAUAUCUUCCUCGACAUGGUUUAACUACAUGCCAACUUUUGAAGGACCUGACAGAGAAGAUAGCCGAACUUGAUCAAGUUAAAAUCAACAGGAAGGAGGAAUUCAGACGACUAAGCCAUGAAAUUAUAAUGUCAAGUCUUCAACUAGGUCAUGAGACUGGGACAAUUAAAGCGAAAUUGGCACUAGCUAGUGAUAUUCCAACUACAGAGGAUCUUUUACGUCUUCAAUCAGUAUUGGAGGAAAAUAACGCUACUUUAGGUCCUCUAGUAUCUCAACUGAAUGCUCUGCAGGCAGACAUUCAACGUAUCUCGACUGAAAUCGCCUAUGUUCCAAAGACCGAGAGAGAAAAGUCUUUAUUGCACAUGGAAGCCGAUGGAAUAGACGCUACUCCUCACAAUUUGCUCAAUGGAUGUGAUGAAGAAUUUAACAUCGAAGAAGAGAUUAGAAAAAAGGCUGAAAGGCUAAAAGGUGCACAACCUAAUGAGACAGAUCUAGAAGAAUUGAAAUCGAUGCGAUUGUCUUUGGUAAAGGAAAAGGCAAGACUAAUGGGUACUUGUGAAGAGUUGAAAGCAUAUCUCGCGAGCAUGUGGAAACGUCUUGAAAAACCACCUGAAGAAUGUAAAGCCUUUCUUGAAUCAUGCGAAGGAUUUACUCCGAGUUCCUUGCAAACACUGCAGAAUGAAGCCGAAGCUUGCCGUAAAGAGCGUCUUCAGACCAUGCAAACUUAUCUUUCAUCAGUGAAAGCAGAACUCCUGGAUCUUGCACGAAUCUGCUGUCUUGAAAAUCAAGAAAGCAGGAAUUUAGCGAAAUUUGAAUCGAAUGCAAGUGAUGACCGCAGAGUAGAGCUACUAGACUAUAUGGAACAGCGGAUUGAGGAAUUGAAAGUUGUUUUCCAACAACACCGUAAAGUCUAUGAGUCCAUUUCUGCAUUCCAGAGUAGUUUCAACGCCCUUCAACAAGUGGAACAGAGACUCAGGGAUCCCUCCAUUCUCAGUAAUCGAGGAGGAAUUUUAUUGAAGACAGAAAAAGAAAAGAAGCGACUAUUGAAGGAAGUGGAGAAGUUCGAGAAGGAGGCAUUAACUGCGAUUGGGGAAUACGAGAGUGAAAAGGGUCAGCCGUUCCUUCUUUCUAACGGAAAGACCUUCGUUAAGGCCGUGGAGGAGCAACGGAAUGCGACAGCUGUUCACAUGCGAGCUGACAGAUCUUUGAGUGUCGCUGGAAGAAGACCUACUUCAGGAACUCGUCCAACCACACAGAUUUGCUGA
Molecule: messenger RNA, 1521 nt
Organism: Rodentolepis nana
Lineage: Eukaryota; Metazoa; Platyhelminthes; Cestoda; Cyclophyllidea; Hymenolepididae
Source: the annotation of a GenBank genome assembly